CACUCGCCAGCCUGUGCUUUGCCACCUGAGCGCCGCUCCCUCUCAGGAUGAAGGUGAUGGUGGGCCCAGACCCUUCCCUGGUCUACCGACCUGAUGUGGACCCAGAGGUGGCCAAAGACAAGGCCAGCUUCCGGAACUACACGUCAGGUCCCCUCCUGGACCGUGUCUUCACCACCUACAAGCUCAUGCACACGCACCAGACAGUGGACUUCGUCAGGAGCAAGCAUGCCCAGUUUGGGGGCUUCUCCUACAAGAAAAUGACAGUCAUGGAGGCUGUGGACCUGCUGGAUGGGCUGGUGGAUGACUCGGACCCGGACGUAGAUUUCCCCAACUCCUUCCAUGCCUUCCAGACAGCGGAGGGCAUCCGGAAGGCCCACCCAGACAAGGACUGGUUCCACCUCGUCGGGCUCCUGCACGACCUGGGGAAGGUCCUGGCCCUGUUCGGGGAGCCCCAGUGGGCUGUCGUCGGCGACACCUUCCCCGUCGGAUGCCGUCCGCAGGCCUCCGUGGUUUUCUGCGACUCCACCUUCCAGGACAACCCUGACCUCCAGGAUCCUCGAUACAGCACAGAGCUCGGGAUGUAUCAGCCCCACUGCGGGCUCGACAGGGUCCUCAUGUCCUGGGGCCAUGACGAGUACAUGUACCAGGUGAUGAAGUUUAACAAGUUCUCACUGCCCCCUGAGGCUUUCUACAUGAUCCGGUUCCACUCCUUCUACCCCUGGCACACGGGCAGCGACUACCAGCAGCUGUGCAGCCAGCAGGACCUGGCCAUGCUGCCCUGGGUGCAGGAGUUCAACAAGUUUGACCUCUACACCAAGUGCCCGGACCUGCCGGACGUGGACAAGCUGCGGCCCUACUACCAGGGGCUCAUUGACAAGUACUGCCCUGGCAUCCUGAGCUGGUGA
Molecule: messenger RNA, 905 nt
Organism: Gorilla gorilla gorilla (western lowland gorilla)
Lineage: Eukaryota; Metazoa; Chordata; Mammalia; Primates; Hominidae
Gene: MIOX
Product: myo-inositol oxygenase
Exons: 10
Coding region: 48-905 (285 amino acids)
Biological process (GO): inositol catabolic process
Cellular component (GO): cytoplasm
Molecular function (GO): iron ion binding; inositol oxygenase activity
Source: RefSeq, a predicted model, not a curated record